AUGCCAGUUAGAGGUGUGCCAGGUUUCCCUGUGACCUUCUUCCCCCAAAGCCUCAAGGUAAUAUCCGACCUCACCUUGCCUUCCAUUGCCUUCAGGUUCCAUACCUUCCUUGCCUUAGCGACGGAUGCAAGCUGCCGACUUUACCUUACAUUAGGUAUUAGUUGCUUACUUUAUUUUCCACCAGAGGUAGCAGACGACGACUGCAAGAUUCUGCCGGGUGUGCCUCAGCACUUACGCACUUACGUACCCGUCACUGAUUACCUCAACCUUGGCGACCUUAUCCAUCACCUUCCUUUCCCUCGGGUUCACGCUUCGCCUCAGCACACACCUACCUUACACACUCGCGCGACAUACCCACCUCAUCGAGACGUCCCUCUCCCCAAACACCCACAACCUUCAACUCCGCCGACCCAGGCUCCAAGAACCUCCAACCUACGCACGAUUUGGCCAACCUUCGAGUGCACGCCCUUCACUCCGUCACACUCGCCUAAUUCCGUCCUCAACAUUGCCAACCAUCGCAUUGCAUUCGCGCAGCCCGACGACGACUUGCACCUCGCCUGA
This is a messenger RNA of Colletotrichum tamarilloi, 561 nucleotides long. RefSeq lists its product as uncharacterized. The transcript has a single exon. Lineage: Eukaryota; Fungi; Ascomycota; Sordariomycetes; Glomerellales; Glomerellaceae. Bases 1 to 561 code for a protein of 186 amino acids. The record is from RefSeq and is a predicted model, not a curated record.